AUGCGUAGUCUUCACCAAGCAGAAAAUGCAUUACUACAAGGGUGUGCUUGGAAUAUUGGAAAUGGAAGCAACGUCAUAGCUGGAAGGUAUAAUUGGGUUCACGGUAAGAUACCUGUUUUUGCUUCCCAUAUUCGUUUAGCAGAUGCACAGUUGUGGGGGGUUAAUCAUUUUAUUCAGGAUUUUGAAAACCGUUGGAAUGCUUCACAAAUUAGAAAUUCCUUUGUCAAUGUGGAUGCAAAUGCUAUCUUGACUAUUGAGCUUCCAUCAGGGUCAGUUCCAGACCAGUUAUAUUGGACAAAAAAUGUAAACGGAAAUUUCACAGUUAAAACGGGUUACGCCUUCUUACAAGACCGUCUCAAAUACCAGGAUUCUAAUUUUGGAAUAAGGCAGAAUAGGUUUCUACCUUUUUUUAAGGUGUUAUGGGCUCUUAAAAUUCUUCCAAAGUGGAAGAUUUUUAUUUGGAAGGUAAUGGUUAACGGGAUUCCAGUAAAAGCUAAUUUGGAGCGUAGAGGGAUUAGUUUAGAUGUAACCUGUGACUUAUGUAGUGACUUUUGCGAAGACGCACAACACCUGUUUCGCCUUUGUAAAUUGGCUCAAGAUGUAUGGAGGAGUUGGAUCUUGUGGGCAUUAUGGGUAACACGAAAUUCAAGAGUUUUCAGUUCGGAUACUGGAGACAUUCAAAUGGUUCAGACCCAUUUCAAGUUAGCUUUGGAGCAGAACAAAAUCUACAGGCAGAAAGACAGUGAACAAUUGAGAAUUUUACAUCCUCCAGAGGACACACCAACCUACCCACCAGGGUUUUAG
Spinacia oleracea (spinach) is the source of this 804-nucleotide messenger RNA. RefSeq lists its product as uncharacterized. Lineage: Eukaryota; Viridiplantae; Streptophyta; Magnoliopsida; Caryophyllales; Amaranthaceae. The record is from RefSeq and is a predicted model, not a curated record. The transcript is spliced from 2 exons. The coding region runs from base 1 to 804 and encodes 267 amino acids.